Dryobates pubescens (Downy woodpecker) is the source of this 718-nucleotide messenger RNA. RefSeq names its product basic leucine zipper ATF-like transcription factor 3 (gene BATF3). Gene Ontology annotation, cellular component: nucleus. The record is from RefSeq and is a predicted model, not a curated record. Gene Ontology annotation, biological process: regulation of transcription by RNA polymerase II. The coding region runs from base 1 to 576 and encodes 191 amino acids. Gene Ontology annotation, molecular function: DNA-binding transcription factor activity, RNA polymerase II-specific; RNA polymerase II cis-regulatory region sequence-specific DNA binding. The transcript has 3 exons. NCBI's taxonomy places the organism in Eukaryota, Metazoa, Chordata, Aves, Piciformes, Picidae.
AUGCGGACGGCGAGGUGUCCCGGGGCGGGGCGGCGCGCGCGGCGGCUCCGCCCCCGGGCCGGGGGGCUCCAGGUGCCGGGGCGGCCCGGGGCGGUGCGUCCAGCUUCCUCGCCUCGCCCCGACCCGCCCUCCCCUGCCAGCCCCGGCGGGCUGGGGGAGCCCAGCAGCGCCGAGCGCGGCUCCGCAGCCGGCGGAAUGUCCGUCGCCGUCCCGGCGGCGGCGGCGGCGGCGGGGGGGGGGGAUAGCGCACUGCCUCGGACCGCGGCGGCAGAGGGUAGCCAGCAGAGUCACGAAGAAGAUGACAGGAAGGUAAGAAGGAGAGAAAAAAAUCGAGUCGCUGCCCAGAGGAGCCGGAAGAAGCAAACUCAGAAAGCAGAUAAACUUCACGAGGAGUAUGAGUGUCUUGAGCAAGAAAAUACCUCCCUGAAAAGGGAAAUUGGAAAGCUAACAGAUGAAAUGAAGCACUUGAGUGAAGUGUUGAAGGAUCAUGAAAAGAUCUGUCCACUAUUGCACUGCACCAUGAACUUUGUGACCAUACCAAGGCCCGAUGCACUCACCAGCUGCCUGCCAAGAUGAGACCUCUCCUCUAUAGCCUUUAAACGGGAUGUGUGAAAGUGCCAUUAGCAAGGAAUGUCUGAAGAACUGCCCACUUAUGGUGCAGGUCUUCCAUCAAAGAGCGUUGGACUUGACCAUGCAGCUGCUCUCCAUGUUGAAGUGU